Carya illinoinensis is the source of this 4046-nucleotide messenger RNA. RefSeq names its product phytosulfokine receptor 2-like. Lineage: Eukaryota; Viridiplantae; Streptophyta; Magnoliopsida; Fagales; Juglandaceae. The transcript has 2 exons. The coding region runs from base 632 to 3790 and encodes 1052 amino acids. Gene Ontology annotation, biological process: protein phosphorylation; hormone-mediated signaling pathway. Gene Ontology annotation, molecular function: protein binding; protein kinase activity; ATP binding. The record is from RefSeq and is a predicted model, not a curated record. Gene Ontology annotation, cellular component: plasma membrane.
AGAGAGAAAUAGAUAACAAACAGACAAAUGUAGGUGUUGAUUAUAGAAAACCAGGGGAGAGGCAACGUCGGAUUGAUAUACUGUGAACAAACACUCAAAGAAAAUUGUUCUAAAAGUCAGCUCUUGCGUCUUCACUUUCAAAUGACUUGCCCCAUUUCCCCAAGUUUUGUCCAAUAAUACUUAGGUUCUCAAACCAAGGAACUUUCCUUUUCUGUAUCAGAAAAAUGCCCCAACAGUGUAACACAUCACACUGUUAUUCUUUACUGUUUCUUGAUUUGAUGUAUCCGGCUCUCUUUUUCUUCGUCUAGAUUCUGUCAUCUACUGAGGCUUUGAAUUUAGUGGGAGAAGAGACAGGGAGAGCAAGAGCAUCUGGAUUUGAAAUCGGAGAAGAUCCAUUUGUGGGAAAGGUGGCUACAGGGUUUUGGGUUCACGGGUAACUGUUGCUUCACUUGCUAGGGAUGUUAAUGCGAAUAUAAUAUCUUAAAAGGUUUUCAUUGCGCGCCUUUCUUUGGGGUCGCUUACCAUAACAAUCAAAGGGUCUACUCGUGCACGCAGAAUGAUUACUGGCUCGGCUGAGUUUUUGGGAGUGCUGACCCUGAUUUGAGCUGGAAAAACUCCUGUGGUUUUAGCGAUGGCGUCGCAGCGGUUUGUUCCGAUGACUUUCCUCAAAUGGGUAUGCUUUGCGUGCUUUCUUUGUUCAUCGUUGGGUUUGAACAGCCCAGCCUCGUCCUGUGAUCCACACGAUCUGUUGGCACUGAAGGAGUUUGCAGGGAACCUCACAAACGGCUCCAUUGUUACAAGCUGGUCCAAUGAAUCCAACUGCUGCAAAUGGGAGGGUGUUGUCUGUGAGAAUGUAAAGGGAAAUCUUUCAAUUGCCAGUAGGGUGACCAAAUUGUUUCUCUCCAAAAUGGGUCUCAAAGGGACAGUUUCACACUCUAUGUUUCGUUUGGACCAGUUGAAGUGGCUUGAUCUUUCAAACAACCAUCUCGAUGGUGAAUUGCCCCCAGACCUCUCAAACUUGAAGCAGCUGGAAGUUCUUGAUUUGAGCCAUAACAUUCUUUCAGGACCAGUUUUAGUGGCGCUUUCUGGUCUUGAAUCCAUUCAGAUACUUAACAUCUCUAGCAAUUCAUUCAAUGGGCAUGUUGUCGAACUUGGCGCAUUGCCAAACCUUCUUGAGUUCAACAUUAGCAACAAUUCAUUCACCGGCCGGUUUGAUUCUCACAUUUGCAGUUCCUCCAAUGGGGUUCAGACUAUUGACUUGUCUGCGAACCAUUUGGUGGGCGGUCUUGAAGCCUUGGACAAUUGCAGCACAUCUCUGCGAAUAUUACAUUUGGAUUUCAAUUCUCUUUCAGGGCCUCUACCUGAUUCCUUGUAUACUCUGUCAGCUUUGGAGCAACUCUCGGUCUCAGCGAACACUUUUUCUGGCAAGUUAAGCAAGAAGCUAAGUAAGCUCUCUAAUCUUAAAGCUUUAGUCAUUUCUGAAAACCAAUUUUCUGGCAAACUGCCAAAUGUGUUUGGGGCCCUUACAAAGCUAGAAGUCUUAGUUGCGCACUCGAAUUGGUUUUCUGGGUCAUUGCCAGCUACCCUUGAACUCUGCUCAAAGCUUAGAGUUCUUGAUCUUCGUAACAACUCGUUCAUGGGUCCUAUUGAUCUUAAUUUCACUGGGUUGCCCAAUCUCUGCACACUUGAUCUUGCCACUAAUCGUUUUUCUGGGCCUCUUCCAAAUUCUCUAUCUAAUUGCCGUGAACUGAAGAUUUUGAGCCUUGCUAAGAAUGAAUUGACUGGCCCGAUCCCUGAAAAUUUGGCACAGCUCGGGUCACUGUUGUUUCUUUCAAUAUCAAACAACAGCUUUGGGAACCUAUCUGCAGCACUAUCUGUGCUGCAGCAUUGCAAAAAUCUCACCACUCUUAUCCUUACGAAGAACUUCCAUGGUGAAGAAAUUCCACAAAAUGUGAGUGGGUUUGAGAGCUUGAUGAUUUUAGCGCUUGGGAAUUGCGCUCUGAAAGGCCAAAUCCCAGGUUGGUUAUUGAGCUGUAGGAAGUUGCAAGUCCUGGAUUUGUCUUGGAAUUACUUGGAUGGUGUUGUCCCUUCUUGGAUUGGUCAGAUGGAGAAUUUGUUUUAUUUGGACUUCUCAAAUAAUUCUCUCACAGGUGAAAUCCCACCAAGUUUGACAGAGCUAAAGAGCCUUGUUUUUUUAAAUCGCAGUUCGUCAAAUCUUACUGCUUCUACUGGCAUUCCGCUCUAUGUAAAGCGUAACAAGAGUGCUAGUGGUCUGCAAUACAACCAGGCCAAAAGUUUCCCCCCCGCAAUAUACUUGAGCAAUAACAGAAUAAGCGGAAUGGUAUCCCCUGAAAUUGGAAGGCUAAAAGAGCUACAUGUUUUAGAUUUGAGCAGAAACAACAUAACUGGUGCCAUACCUAGCUCCAUUUCUGAGAUGAGGAACUUAGAAGCAUUGGAUUUAUCAUAUAAUAACUUUUCUGGAACUAUCCCACCGUCAUUCAGCAAGCUCACAUUCUUGUCAAAGUUUAGCGUGGCGUAUAACCACUUGCAUGGAGCAAUUCCAAGCGGGGGUCAGUUCUCUAGCUUUCCCAACUCAAGCUUUGAGGGCAACCUGGGACUUUGUGGGCAAAUAGAUUCUUGUGAUGUUGAGGGGAAUACUGGACUAGAACCUGUUAUUCCUUCUGGUUCAAACAGUAAAUUUGGUCGAAGCAACAUCUUUGGCAUAACGAUCAGUAUUGGUGUUGGAUUGGCUGUGCUACUUGCAAUGACUCUGCUUAAAAUGUCCAGGAGGGAUGUGGGGGAUCCAAUUGAUAACUUUGAUGAGGAACUCAGCAGGCCACGCAGAUUAUCUGAAGCACUUGGGUGUUCAAAGCUGGUACUCUUUCAGAAUGCAGAUUGCAAAGAUCUCACAGUUGCAGACUUGUUGAAAUCUACCAACAAUUUCAACCAAGCGAACAUAAUUGGUUGCGGUGGAUUUGGUCUGGUUUACAAAGCCAGCUUUCCUAAUGGAACAAAAGCUGCAAUCAAGAGACUUUCUGGGGAUUGCGGUCAGAUGGAACGUGAAUUCCAAGCUGAAGUGGAAGCCCUGUCAAGAGCUCAGCAUAAAAAUCUCGUUGCUCUUCAAGGUUAUUGCCGAUAUGCGAAUGACAGAUUGUUGAUUUACUCCUACAUGGAGAAUGGAAGCUUGGAUUAUUGGCUGCAUGAGAAUGUUGAUGGGGGUUCACUUCUAAAAUGGGAUGUAAGGCUCAAGAUAGCUCAAGGUGCAGCUCAUGGAUUGGCUUACUUGCACAAGGGUUGUAAGCCAAACAUAGUUCAUCGAGACAUAAAAUCUAGCAACAUCCUUUUGGAUGAAAGUUUUGAAGCUCAUUUGGCUGAUUUUGGUCUCUCAAGGCUACUGCAACCUUAUGAUACUCACGUUACUACGGAUUUGGUUGGUACCUUGGGUUAUAUCCCUCCUGAAUAUAGUCAAACUUUAACGGCAACUUUCAGGGGUGAUGUCUAUAGUUUUGGAGUAGUUAUUCUCGAGCUUCUUACUGGUAAAAGGCCUAUGGAAGUUUGCAAAGGAAAAAACUGCAGGAACUUGGUGUCUUGGGUGUUUCAGAUGAAAUAUGAGAAGAGAGAGGAGGAAAUUAUAGAUUCAGCUAUAUGGGAUAUGGAUCAUGAGAAACAGCUCUUAGAGGUGCUUGGUAUUGCCUGUAAAUGCAUAGAUCAAGAUCCAAGACAGAGGCCCUCUAUUGAGCAAGUUGUUUCGUGGCUUGAUGGUGUUGGAUUUAAAGAUGCACAGCAAUGAACUACAUUAGUUUCUCUCUUCUAAUUUUAUGUCGGGAUUCCCAGAAAAUGAAAGUAUACCUGAAAAGAAACAUUGUCUCGAGUUUCUAGAAGGUUGGAGUACUGAGUUUCAACAAGUGACUGACAGAUGAACUAUGUAUACGCAUGCUAUCUAUCUAUAUAUAUAUAUAUAUAUAUAUCUAUCUAUAUAUUUGGCCAUUUCUUUUGCUACAUAUAAGCAUUUAUAGAAUGUCUAAAUUCUGCUUUGUUCCGUUAAA